Stegodyphus dumicola is the source of this 849-nucleotide messenger RNA. RefSeq lists its product as uncharacterized. NCBI's taxonomy places the organism in Eukaryota, Metazoa, Arthropoda, Arachnida, Araneae, Eresidae. The record is from RefSeq and is a predicted model, not a curated record.
AUGCGGAGAACAGCUGCUGCUAACUGGGGUGUCUCCUCACAGAUGCUCAAAAUAUGGUAUGCCACAGUCGCUGAGCGCAUAGCUCUUCAUGGCGUUUCUAUAUGGGGCGUCAAUGUCACGAUUAACAUGCAACAUGCAUUGAACUCCGCGCAAAGACCAUUUCUUCUGGGCAUCUGCAGAGGAUUCCGUACCUCUCCUACAACUGCAUUAAAUGUACUGGCUAGGCUUCCGCCGCUGCACUUGAUAGUACAGAGCGAGAGUGUUGUGGUGAGGGUGAUCAGAUUAAAACAAGACGUUACUAUUUGGAGUAAGACCUAUGUAUCCUCGGACUACGAGAAUCAUAUUUCCCACUCUCCUUGCCACCCUGCAGACUUCGAUAUAGAAGCAAACUGUAAUCCUCCAAGUGCAUUACAAUCCUUAGCCGUAUAUACUGAUGGUUUCAAAGGAGAACUCGGGACUGGCAGUGCCUGGUGUGCAAUGGAGGAUGACCACAUAAUCCAUUCCUGGGCUAAGAAGCUUCAUCCCAGUAACUCGGUGUUUCAAGCAGAACUUACAGCCCUAAAGGCAGCUCUGGACUUUACUGCUAACAAUAGCAGGUAUAAAGUAAUUUACACAGACUCAAUGUUAAACUUGCAGGCCAUACAAGGCGACCGCAGUAGACAUCCCAUUGUCAGAGACAUACAAAAACUAUUAAUUUCCAUUACUGCAAGUCUGAGGCCCCAGCUACAAUGGGUUCCAGCCCAUACGGGGAUUAAAGGAAAUGAAGCAGCGGAUAUGAUUGCGAAGGGCGCAGCCAAUGAACCCCACGUGAGUAGCAUUGGUGUGCCCCUUCCGCACUCGUAUCUGUAA